Messenger RNA from Hippoglossus stenolepis (Pacific halibut), 1773 nucleotides. Its product is annotated as SLAM family member 9-like. The record is from RefSeq and is a predicted model, not a curated record. The transcript is spliced from 8 exons. NCBI's taxonomy places the organism in Eukaryota, Metazoa, Chordata, Actinopteri, Pleuronectiformes, Pleuronectidae. Bases 535 to 1536 code for a protein of 333 amino acids.
UUGUUGUGUUCGUUGGUUUAUCAGCAGGAUUACACAAAAACUACUGAACCAAUAUCCACAAAACUUGGCAGAAGGAUGGAACCAAGAACCCAAUGAGUUUGGUGCAGAAACGGACAAAGGGGCCGGUCGUUUUUCACUUUGUUUAAAUGAACAUGUUGGACUUUUCCACCAGUUUCCCAGUGAAUGAUUCCCAGUUAGAGAACUGAUAUAUUAGUGUUUGCAGAUUGAUUGAACUGGACUGAAGCGUAUUAAAGUACAAGCAACCUCAGAGUUGGGGUGUGAGGUUCCUGUGAAGAAGCAAACUGAGUCAGAAAACAGAAGUGCACGAACACCUCCCUCUCUCAUAUUGAUAAGAGAUGUGUUCCUCUGAUUCUCUACCUGUCUUGAAGUGUGUUUGAGUGGCGCUGCUGGAUGGGACCAUGGGGCACUCUGUGCUCGGUGUGCUGUCGUUAUUCUUUUUUCUAGUGCUGACUUGUCACAGCACAGUCUGAUCGACCAGAAGAGGAACCAGACGUUGUUCCUCUCGCCACAGAGAUGGUUGGUGGUCGCCUUCGUUGCCUGAGCUGCUGCUUCACACACAGCGAGCUGCUUUUUCACAUGCUGCUUCUCGGGGUUUGCUUACAUGAUGUGGGGGCUUCCGGCUGUGAUCGCACCGUCCAUAAACAAGUUGGAGACACCGUGGAGUUUUCAUCAUGCUUGUCACCUGUUAAUGUCACCGCCCCGGAAUGGACAUUUAAUAAUUUGGUAGUUGCAGACAGGAGUCUACAUGUACUGGAAGAUCGUAGGUUUGAAGGCAGAGUAAAGAUGAACCUCAGAAACUUUAGUUUAACAGUGACGAAUCUGACUCUUCAAGAUUCUGGUGACUUCCAUUUUGUCUCAGAGGUAAAUAAUAAGCAAAGGACCACAGUCAUCAUCCGUCUACAAGUUCACGAGCCCUUGACUCCGCCCGACCUCAGCUUCAACUACACCUUUCAUCCUUCAAACGAAUCCUGCUCAGUUUCGCUGGAGUGCGUUUCGACCCCCGACAGCAACGUGAACUACAGCUGGAGCGUGAGGAACCAGACCCUGGUCGGCCCCAGGCUGUGGUACACCAUCAGGCGGCAGGACGGAAAAACCAAGUUCACCUGCACCAUCUUCAACAGUGAGAUAUCUACAUCUAAAACAGUGACGUGUGACAACAGCAGCUCCGACUCAUACGAGGAGAAACAAAAGCUCAUCUUCUUCGCGGGGUUGGCGGCAGGAGGUGUUUUGAUUGUUGGCCUCGUGGCAGUUAUCGGUGUCUGUCACUGCAAACAGAGACCAGCUGACAUCGACUCCACUGACCUGACGGUGUACGCUGACAUCGCUGAUGUGGCAGUUGCUGAGGAGUCAAACAUCCAGAGGACAUCGAUGAAGUGCUCGGUGUAUGAAACCGUUGGUGACCCUGUCAACGCAGUGAAACCAGGGCCUCACACUGUGUAUGACAAGAUUCAGCUUGGUCGCUUGAGGGAGGUGCCGGUGUCCUUCUACCAGGACAUUCAGGGGAUCAAGAAGUAAAUGGGGAUGCUGAAAGUCCGGCUGCCUCACGAAGGUGCUCCAUUUGCUCUGGCAUCAGCUUCUGUAAAAACUUGUAUUUUGGCCCUGAGAGAUUUUUGCACCUUGUGUUUAUCAGGAUUUUAUCAAAGUAUAUUAUUAGAACCAAUGAAAUGCAAUUUAACUUAAAAGCUAAACAAAUGAAAUGCCAUAUCAUGUGAAAUCCAUAACUGAAAUGCAGUAUUAUUAAAAAUUCAAUCU